AGUCUGCGCUGCACGGGGCGCGCGGCGCAUUGCACGAGCGGGAGCGGCGCGGUGAGAGAACUGUGAGAGGCGCAGUGCAUCGGCUAAACUUCGUCGUGGUGCAGGAGUUGAGCCGCAGGAGCUGAGGUGCUGGUGCUGAGCUGAAGGAGCCGAUCUGUCGGAGCUGAGCUCUAGGAGCUGAGCUGUGAGCGCUCCUAGCAGAAACUCAGCACUCGCGUGGAGCUCAGCUCGGAACCGGCCAAGUGUAUGACGGAUAAUUGGCUCUUGGCAGCGGUCAAAAUUAGCCAGAACGAGUGACAAGUGUGCACUGUGCGGAUAAUCGAUCCAGAGUGACAAAGGAAGCUCACUUUGGCCAAAUAUUAAGUUGUAUUUCAGCUUCCAUAUUGCGGUCAUCCGAUUCGGCAUCCGUCAGUCAACUCCUCGGAUUUCCCCGGCGAAAACCACCAAAUCCAACAUGGCGGCCACGGCGGCUGCGGCUGCGUUCGGCACUGUCAACUUUGUAGUGAUGGCGCUGUUUGUGGCCGCCACGCUGGCUAUCGGCGUGUUCUACGGUCUGCGCGGACAGGACGCACAGGGUCUGCUCAUCUCACGCGACAUGAACGUGGCCCCGGUGUCGCUCUCGAUGAUGGCGACAUUCAUGUCUGCCAUUCUGAUCAUCGGUACGCCGUCGGAGAUUUUCUACUUCGGCAUGCAGUGGUUCGUGGUGGUUCUGACGUUUCCCGUGGCCAGCAUCAUCAUCAGCGUGUUCAUCCUGCCCGUCUUCUACCGAAUGGAGCUCACUAGCGUCUACGAGUACCUGGGGAAGCGGUACAACACGCGCGUCAUGACGAUGGUCGGAACGGUGGCGUUCAUGAUGCAGAACCUGCUGUACACGGGUAUCGCCCUGUUCGCGCCCACCAUCGUGCUCAGCAAUGUGACCGGCAUGCCCAUCUGGGCGGCCAUUGUGCUGGUGGCCCUGCUCGGCACAUCCUACACCGCAUUCGGUGGCUACAAGGCCGUGGUGUGGGCGGACGUGCUGCAGGCGUGCGUCAUGGUCUGUGGCGUCACCGCCAUCAUCGUACAGGGCUGCAUCAACGUGGGCGGCUUCUCAGAGAUGUUGGACGUCAACCGGAAGCACGGAAGGCUGACAAUGUUCACCUGGGACAUCGACCCUCUUCAGCGGUACAACUUCUGGAACACAUUCUUCGGCCAGAUCUUCGUGUGGAUUUCCCUGCUCGGAGUGAACCAGCCGGCUGUUCAGAGGCUGCUCAGCCUGCCCACUCUCAAACAGGCGACGCUCACCAGCCUGAUCAGCAGUUUUCUGAUCGUCAUCAUGGUCUCCCUCUCCACCGUCUCCGGACUGGCCAUCUUCGCCACGUACUCGACCUGCGACCCGCUGCGGGCCGGCGUGACGAGCCGCCGCGACGAGCUGGUGCCGCACUUUGUGGCCGACCAGCUGGGCCACGUGCCCGGCCUGGGCGGCCUGUUCAUCGCCUGCGUGCUCAGCGGCGCGCUCAGCACCAUCUCGUCGUCACUCAACUCGCUGGCGGCCGUCACCUGGGAGGAUUUCUUCAGGGACAGCACCUGGACUGCGAGGCUGUCAGAGGCGGGACGGCGAUGGGUGCUCCGAGGCAUAGCCCUCGUCUACGGCAUCAUCUCGAUGCUGAUGGCGUUUGUGGCCAAGAACAUGGGCGGCGUGAUUCAGGUGGCCACGGGCGUAUACGGUGGCUGCACCGGGCCCAUUCUGGCCAUGUUCGUCAUGGGGCUGUUCAUGCCCUUCACUAACCCCAAGGGUGUGACCACGGGUCUGGUUCUGGGCCUGGCUCUCUCCCUCUGGAUCUCAUUCGGUGCAUCGUUCAGCGGGGCGGCGCCACCUGUCAUGCUGCCCUCCAGCGCCGACGGAUGCAGCUUCAACGUCACCAGCGCUGCCAACGUCACUGAUGACGCCGUGGAAACGCGCGAAAGAGGAACAUUCGAUACGCUCUACAGCAUUUCCUACAUGCUCUACGCAGUGAUCGGCUUUGUGGCAACAAUGGUGACAGGAAUCCUAGUGUCUCUUUUGACAGGUGGAGGACAGGGCAGUGUCGACGAAGAGUACCUGAGUCCCGCCAUGUCAUGGCACUCACGAAAGAAGAAAUUCCAUCCGUCAAACACAAACGGAGCUGCAAACGAUGCAUAUGAAAUGGGCGAAAAGCACUAAUUUUUUCAUUGGAUAUGUUUCAUGUAAAUAUCAUGCGACUCUGGGGGGGGGGGGGGGGGGGCAAAACGUAACUAACGUUCCCACAGUAUUUUUGUAGCGUGCAUGCCAGGUCACUCGUUACGUAUUUCGUAAAUCUACCUAAAGUGCUUUAGAUGCACGUUUAUUGUACAUUGCUCGGCAGAGGUAGAUUCGAAAGUGUGUGGUACAGGCCAUAAUAAUGCCUUAAAUGUGCAGAUAAGCAAGCAUUGCAUUGUGUUUAUGUUACCGUGAUUUAUGAAGUAGUUAUUCCUCGGAUGCUAUAGGGUCCCGACUCCCGGCGCAAAGUCCAAAAACAAAGUUUUGUAGGUCAUAUGCCACAGCCUACCCCGCUACCAGACACAUAGUUAGCUGUUUUAUAGCGUUUUACAUGCAUUAAAAAAAAAAACUUUGCUCUAAUAUUGUUUUAUUCAUAGAUGUGAGAUGCGAGUGUCGUGAUGAUCUGAGACCAGUGGCGGAUCCAGGGGGGGCUGCGGGGGCUGGCAGCCCCCACCCAAGGAAAACUGGCGCCACUGCGCCGAAGGCGCAGUGGCGCCAAUUUUCAAUACGCAACUCAUCGGAGUGCCGCAUACUAGGACUAGGAUGCAAAAAUCAGUCGAAUAACGUCGUUUCAGUACGCUCCGCAUCGAUAUUUCCAAUCGUGUGGUGUCACUGUACAUACUGAUCCUGGGCGCCUCUUGUCAGGGCCACUGGGCGCCAAUAUUUCAGCGCCAAUACGAUGCGACUAUGGCGCCCAUCCGGGGCGUGGCGCCCAAUUAUGACCUGCAGCCCCUCCCCAGUGAAAAUCCUGGAUCCGCCACUGUCUGAGACUUCCAUAUAAGGCUUGCGGGAUAGUUGACUCGAUAGCAUAGCUGCCUGUUGAACUGACCUGUAGUUUUUUUUACCGUUAUGUAAUAAUGAUACAUGUCUCUGAACGGUAUUCACCUCUAGAAAAUGGACAGAUCUUCACUUCACAACACACGGGAGCAGGUCACGUCAGCUCUACCUACGAUUCUGGAUCUACAUGCCAUAUUUUUUCUUUUCCAUAUAUUACCUUGAUUCUACCAUUUGAGCGAGAUGAUAUUUUUUUAUGAAUGUUGUACGGGUCAUGUAUGCAUGUAUAAAAAUACAACACUGUGUUACAAAGCUAAAUAGUUUGUUUUCAUGCGCAACUCUCGGAUGUUGUCUCUGUAGAUGUACUGGUAUAAAACAGACCUAUAGUGUGGUCCCUGGCAAGUGUCAUCGGCUCCGGACAACAGUUCGAGCCUCGAGGAAUGCACCACCCG
Messenger RNA from Amphibalanus amphitrite, 3480 nucleotides. RefSeq names its product sodium-coupled monocarboxylate transporter 1-like. Gene Ontology annotation, biological process: transmembrane transport; sodium ion transport. NCBI's taxonomy places the organism in Eukaryota, Metazoa, Arthropoda, Thecostraca, Balanomorpha, Balanidae. The transcript has 11 exons. Gene Ontology annotation, cellular component: membrane. The coding region runs from base 455 to 2179 and encodes 574 amino acids. Gene Ontology annotation, molecular function: symporter activity. The record is from RefSeq and is a predicted model, not a curated record.